CCAAUUUAUUGCAAAUUCCGAUUUCCAGAGUGAACUACAAAAUUAAUUUGUUUAUUUCAUUUUGAAACAUAUGAUUGUUAUGUAUGUUUUUUAUGAAAGACUGAUGAGUGUGGUUUUAGCGCAACUAGAAAGUGCUUAAUGUAGCCAAUAUAUUAAUUAAAAAAGGUUUGAAAUAAGCGAAGAUGUCCAGCAGCAAGGAUGAUGGCUUACUUGCGAAGGUCGAUUUUCCUCUUUAUACAUUACAAAUGCUUACAAAUCGACAUGUUCUGGUAGCAGGAGGUGGAGGAGCGUCGAACACGGGCGUCGCAAACGGAUUCGAAAUAUUUGAACUAUCACAUAAUGGCUUUAAGUAUGUAGCGGAAGAAGUGAUGAGGUACGAGACUGGCCCCAAUGUUGUGAUGACCUGCGCCAUUAGGAAUGUACAGAAUAAAAUAUACCUGACAGCGGGCCAGGAGAGCCACUGCCAGUUGUACAAGGUGAAUGUAAAAAUGGUGGAUCCGGCUGAGAUGAGACGAGGGAGUUUUCGGGCCGAAAAUGGGCUGAUAAGGCGACGGCGUCGGACCGUGUCGGAAAAUGAUAACAUAUCCAAAAUGGACAACUGCAGUGCCACAGAAAAAAGAAUGUCAUUUGAAAUUCGGCCUAAUGAUAGUGUCCAAACAGACUUCGGAAAAGAGGCACUACAGAGGGUGGUGACAAUAAGCCACAAUGGUAAACUGAUGGCUACUGGUGGUAUAGAUGGAAUUGUAAGAGUGUGGUCCUUCCCAAAAAUGCAGUUACUGUUUGAAUUGAGUGGACACACCAAAGAGUUAGAUGACCUAGACUUUAGUCCGUGCGACACGCGACUUGUGAGUAUAGCGAAGGAUGGCUUGGCUCACAUCUGGGCCACUAACACUAAGGCUGAUCCCGUGCUCAAGUUAACAUGCUGUCCACCUAAUGGCACCAAGUAUCUUUUUAGAAGAUGCAGGUUUGGUGCAAUCGAGGAUAGACCGGGCGAAUACCGGAUGUUCACAAUCGCGAAUCCCCUCUCGCGAAGCGGCAAGCAGCGGGGGCUGGUGCAGCUGUGGGGGGUGUCGGGGGGCGGGGAGCUGCGGCGGACGGUGGUGGUGGAGGAGUCGCUGUCGGCGCUGGCGGUGCGCGACGACGGCCGCUACGUCGGCGUCGGCACCAUGCUCACCGGCUCCAUACACAUCUACGUCGCGUUUAGUUUGCAGCGCGUGGCGUACGUGUCGAGCGCGCACCGCAUGUUCGUGACGGGCCUGUCGUGGGUGUCGAGCGCGGGGCCGCGCGCGCGCUCCGAUGCCGCGCUGCUGUCCAUCUCCGUCGACAACUGCCUCGCCGUCACCACCGUGCCGCGACAGCGCACCGUACCGGCGUGGAUCGCCAUCAUCGUGAUCGUGUUCCUGCUGUUCUGCACCUUCUGUCUGUGCGCGUACCUCGACAUAUAACACCGUAGUCGCCACCUAGAUAUAAUAAUAGUAGUACUAUUUAUCGCGUGUGUUCCUAAUAUCUGCUAGUGUUGCACUACUGUAUGAUUUGAUGCCAUCGGUGGCUAAUAUUUAUGUCAUAAAUUUCCAAAGUGCUAGUGUACUGGUUAGAUGUAACCACAGACUGACAGAAAAUAGUCACAUGCGAGUACACUAGUGCAGCAUGGCAAUAUGGCGACCAGUCUUCGCAAGCAAGAACGCAGUAGAAUGAGUGACAGAUUUUCUAUCACUCUAAUAUUUUGUGUGUUCUACCAUAUAAAGAAACUAUCUAUGAAGGUCUUGCUAAGCGUUGCAGUAGUGACGUCAAAUUGUACUGGCUAGUAAUACUGGUAUAGUUUAGGAACGCCGCUUAAUGUCAGUCAGUAAAAUUAAUUACUUCUCUUUGUCAGCACAUCUAAUUGUUUCUGCUGACAUUUUACUGACUGACAAAACGAUUAACGAAGUAUACUGUACGGGCGUAGGUAUAAAUACAGUGAUGCACUGCGUGUAUAGAGAUAUAUAUAAUAAACGAAUUUCAUGUUA
Aricia agestis (brown argus) is the source of this 2006-nucleotide messenger RNA. RefSeq names its product prolactin regulatory element-binding protein. The transcript has 7 exons. The record is from RefSeq and is a predicted model, not a curated record. Gene Ontology annotation, molecular function: guanyl-nucleotide exchange factor activity; GTPase activator activity; protein binding. Lineage: Eukaryota; Metazoa; Arthropoda; Insecta; Lepidoptera; Lycaenidae. The coding region runs from base 183 to 1445 and encodes 420 amino acids. Gene Ontology annotation, cellular component: endoplasmic reticulum membrane. Gene Ontology annotation, biological process: protein secretion.